Molecule: messenger RNA, 630 nt
Organism: Dothidotthia symphoricarpi CBS 119687
Lineage: Eukaryota; Fungi; Ascomycota; Dothideomycetes; Pleosporales; Dothidotthiaceae
Exons: 1
Coding region: 94-264 (56 amino acids)
Source: RefSeq, a predicted model, not a curated record
CGACGGUCCUCAGCAUCGUAAUCAGCAGCAUCAUCAUCUCGUGUGCUCCGCCUUGGCUGGUGCAGCAGCUGGCCGUGGUGGGCUGCGUAAGGGAUGGAGGCUACCUAUAAUUUCGUUCUGGGACCGCCGCACUUCUCCGGGGCUGCCGUGCAAAGGAUUAAUGAGGCCCGCCAGCGCUACUGUUUCUGCCUGGAUGGUCCGCCGUGCACAGCGAGGGAAUGGAUGACUGCUUGCUCUGCUGCCAGCCCGGCAGUCGUCAACUGAGGUGAGGUGACGGCCCUGCUUCCAAUCAGCACGCGCGGCUUUCUGAGGGUGGCGGACGCGGUCGCGGCGGCGCAGUUAGUGGCUCGCCCUCGCUAUAUACAGAGGCCGUCGCAACGCCUGCCUGACGGGGAUGUGCAUGUGGAUAUGGGAUGGGGAGGUGCACGUCUGCGGGCCAGAUAGCGGCGUGAAUAAUCAAAUGGAUCCUGCGGCCGCCACGAUUCGUCGCAGCAAACGACGCCGCUUGCAGUUGCUGGUGUCGUGACCGCCGCCAGUAGGCUUUGUCUUGUCUGGCCUUGUCGUGCCCGGCGUCCGUGCAGCCCUAGUCACAGUCUUUCACGCCUAGCAGCAGGCGCGGUUGAUGUCAGA